This is a messenger RNA of Budorcas taxicolor (takin), 1283 nucleotides long. RefSeq names its product zinc finger protein 655 (gene ZNF655). Lineage: Eukaryota; Metazoa; Chordata; Mammalia; Artiodactyla; Bovidae. The coding region runs from base 214 to 759 and encodes 181 amino acids. The transcript is spliced from 5 exons. Gene Ontology annotation, biological process: regulation of DNA-templated transcription. The record is from RefSeq and is a predicted model, not a curated record.
GGGUCGGCGCCUUGUUUAGCCUCCUGGGGAGGAGCAGGAGUCUCCUGGCUCCGGCCGACGGCGGUUCCCGUCCCCAGAAGCGCGCAGGGCCGGUGUGCGACAACCAGUUUCUCUUCAGUCAGGGUUCUCCCCGACGCCCGGCGGACGAAGGGCUGGGCCAUCAGGACCCAGUGACCGUGGCUUGCUUGAUGGUCAUUGUCCUCCAGAACAGUGAUGGAGGAGAUACCAGCCCAGGAAGCAGCAGAAUCUCCAGUGGUCCAGUUUCAGUCCUUGGAGACCCACUCUGAGGGUCUGUCCCCAGAGCCUCAGUUCGUGCAGGAUACCGACAUGGAACAGGGACUCACUGGGGCUCCACCUGUUCCCCAGGUGUCUUCUCUUCCCCACGAGGGAAGCCCAGGAGACCAGGCAGCUGCGCUCCUGACAGCCAGGUACCAGGAAUUUGUGACAUUCGAGGAUGUGGCUGUGCACCUUACUCGAGAGGAAUGGGGAUGCCUGGACCCUGUUCAGAGGGCUCUCUACAGAGAAGUGAUGUUAGAGAAUUAUGGGAACCUGGUCUCACUGGGCAUACUUCUCCGCCUUCCCACCACCCGGAUUCAUAGUGUGAAUUCCUGCCCGGCCCUGAGUCAUACCCAGGCAAGUGCUUUCUCUGGAGAAACACUUGCCAUCCUUUCAGCAGGAAUCUCCAGGAGAUGGCCCAGGUGUCGGCAUCCCAUCGAUAGUGCUCGUCCCCGCUCGGAAACUCCUUUUCCACGAUUGUGAGAUCUUACACUUGAUUGAUGGAGUAGAUGUUUCCCAGGAGGCUACCACUGUGUAAAAUUGCAGCUCCUCAAAUGACCUUUGAUAAAUUUCCAAGGGCCAAGGAUGCCCUCCAUUGCAACCAGAAUUUUGAACCUUGAAUUUUGAGUUCAUUCAGAAGCCAUGGUUGGUGGUCAUCGACUUGUGUUCUCAGAAACCACAGAGUUCGACUCCAGCUCUUCAGUUAUGACCUUUCCAUGUUAUUUUAGACUGUGAAACACAUGUUGUGUGCCCCUCCUUUUCCAUAGUGAACACAAACUGCCCCAUCUGUUGCCUGAAUCUCCUGAGACCCCUGGGCCUUCCUCAUGUUUAACAUUCUAGUCUUUUCCUUCCUUUAAAUCCCUGUGACCCCCUCCAGGGUCCUGUCUUUGUCUCCUUUAUUCUUUACAGUGUUGUAUAGAUUGAUGCAUUUAUAUAAUCUUCCCGGAUCAAGUGUUCCUUAAAGACUUUUUUGAUGGAGGGGAAAUGGGAGGGCAGAAGAAUUCAGU